GUAUCGGAUUCGGCGACGCUCCAGCCUCGAGCAGCAACUGGACUAUUUCGGACGAGCCAGCUCUCAGAGCAAAAUGAAUGGGGGCUCGGCCGUCCUCGUCGAUGGCAUUGAGGUUGAGGGAGUCGGUCUUCUCAUCAAGGAGCUGCACAACCGUGUCGAGGUCGCCGCAACAUGCAGCCUCGUGAAGAGAAUUACUGCUGGCUGUAUGUUCCGCGAGAAGACGUCGCCAUAGCUGUGCUGCCGUUGCGCGGUUGAAGGGGCUGUUGGCAAAUGCCUCCAGGGUCCGGCUCGAUUCGUCCAUGUUUGCCGUUGAUAGAGGAUGGUUGAACUGAGGACGGUUGAAGUGAGGACGGUUGAACUGAGGGCACGAGGCUCUCGUGAAUGCCUCCUCAGCUCGACGUCUUGUCUUGGGUUACACAGCUGCAAGCCACUCGGCUCAAUGGUCACGCCGAGCCAAUCGACUGCAAGGGUCCUACACCACCCAGGCGAAGUCCUACACCACCCAGACGAAGAGCGAGAACGGCCAUCAACGUCCGAAGAUUAUAGGCUCCACUGUCCUGGCCAUCUGUCUUCAUUCCACGACACGCGCCCGGUCAGCUUGGAGCUUGGCUGCCAACGUUUGGGGGUCUUGAUAUCCAGGUUAGGUGUACAAACAAUUGAGGACAUCAUGGAGGACUGGGGCAAACUUUCCGCCAUCAUCGCGAUCGUGACACUCUCGGUCAACAUAUUCCCGCUCAUCUUGGUGCCUCUAUUCCGGAACAUCUUCCUCAAACUCCAACAACUCGUCUAUCGCGGCUACUACCGAUGCGAAGCAAUCGGCUGGGACGGCCUGCACGACCGGGGCCUGAGCCACGUCCCAACGCUGCAGGCCGCCACAUCGGCAACGAGCGAACUGGACCUGGUCGCAACUAGGCCGCAGAUCCCGAACCUCGUCGCCUUCUUUGACAAGGUCUGGCGGGCCAAGCCACAACCCGUUGCGCGGCCAAGCUAUCUCGCCCCAGACAAGAACUACCUCCGCGUCGACGCCGACGCUCUGGUCGCCGCCCUCCUCGUCGACGGCACCUACUACGGCCUCGGCGGCAGCGGAAGCGGCAGCGACGCUCUCCCGCUGGGCGACUCGUUUUCCUUCCAAUACGGCUCGACCGUCAAGGGGCAGUUCCAGCGCUUUGGGGCAGCACCCAGCACCACGGCCGAAAACACGGUGCCCGACCCGUACAUCAUCGGGCGGCUGACCGGCUUCCCGCAGCACGAAGGCAUCCGGCGGCACGCGCGCGGCAUAACCAAGAACGACCUAAAAGCCAUCGCGGCGGGCUACCCGCCCUUCUACCGGCGAACCGUCAUGUGCAACUCGGGCGCGCCCGUCGCGCACCCGAUCCGCACCGUGCGCGACAUCCACCGCGGCGCGUGGUUGGUGGCCAUCGGCUUCUCGCGCGCGUACCUCGAGCCGCUGGGCCUGUACCACGGCGGGCAGAUGGGCGCGUACCGCGGGGCGUGCGGCCGCGUGCUGCACACGCUGCAGCGGCUGCAAACGGCAUACCAUGACCACGUCGGCUUGAGCACCACCCUAGACGCGGCGGUCCGCGGCGUCGCGCGCAUGAACGCCAACACGUCCGGCAGCGGGCUGCCGACCGUCACGGCCGGCACUGCGCUGCAGGGCUGCGAGGACAACGCCGGCAUCGGGGCCACGCUGAGCGCGCCCGACGUGGCUUUUGCCAUGGACUUGUUCAGGGACUUUGGCGACGGGCCGCUUAUCAUCAAUAUCGCUACUGGCCGGGACCGCGAGCGCGCGGACCGUGUCUUGGAGGAGGCGAUCCGCGCGGCAGUCAGCGGCGUGUACAUCUGGUGGCAGUAUGUCAACAAUGCGAGCCGUCCGCUGCCCGGGUGGAUGCGUGACGAGAGCAUCAGGCAGUGCCCUAUCUGGAUUGAGGAGGGGGGCGGCGUGGCGGAACUGGGGCUGUGACUGACGUAUCGCGGUAUAAUUGUUGUCUGCUUACGUUUGUUGUUUGUCUGCUUGCAACCACUAGGCCAAGAGGUUAAUUAUGCCGCGUUUGUUGAUUGCUAGCACGCAAAAAAGACUUUUGAAACAUGGACCUACAUAUCCGGAGAGUUGCAGAUGUUUGUCGCUGAAUAGGCAUCGGUAACUAGGUAGGUGCGCGGCAUUUAUAUUUCCUAAGCGUAAAUGGCUAGGCCGGUGAUCGACUUCAAUGAGGAGUCGUUUGCACCCAGGAGACAAUUUGUUUGUAACACUUAAUACAAGUAAUAGCAGCAUGGUAGCCACUCUUGCACCCAGACAGCUAGAAGAAUGAUGGAAGGGUUUGCAUGGGGCAAACACGUUCGGGGCGUAUCAGAAUUGGGUUAUUUCCUUA
Lasiosphaeria miniovina is the source of this 2366-nucleotide messenger RNA. RefSeq lists its product as uncharacterized. The record is from RefSeq and is a predicted model, not a curated record. The coding region runs from base 320 to 1960 and encodes 546 amino acids. The transcript has a single exon. Lineage: Eukaryota; Fungi; Ascomycota; Sordariomycetes; Sordariales; Lasiosphaeriaceae.